Molecule: messenger RNA, 613 nt
Organism: Mycotypha africana
Lineage: Eukaryota; Fungi; Mucoromycota; Mucoromycetes; Mucorales; Mycotyphaceae
Exons: 1
Coding region: 59-514 (151 amino acids)
Source: RefSeq, a predicted model, not a curated record
GCGCAAUGUAAAUCAUAGGCUCCUGCAUUCCCGUUGAUCAAGUCUAUGUAAAAGUAGUAUGUCCUCAUUGCUAUCAUGCUACUCCUUACUUCAAACAACAUAUUGCUUGGUCAGGUAUUUAUACAUCAACCAUACUCAUCAUUCACUCCUUUGUUGUGUUCUUUCUUUCAUUUUACUUCAGUAUAAGACUAAGACUCUUUUUAUCAAUCUUAUGAAAACUGUCCAUAUAUUAAUCUUCUGCGUUUCGGUGCUUGUCAAUGGUGUAUUCCUAUGGGAAAUCGAUAAGACUGAUCCGGAAUGCCAGGGAAGAAUAAAAUAUCCUGGAAUAAUCAACGUACAAGGGAAUUCAGUCAUAGGUGGUCGUAAGAUCGAAAACCUAUUGCAAGCUUGCCAAUGCCGGUUAGUUGGGUCUGGUAGUAUUUUUCCUCCAAAAGUAUCUUCGCUUUAUUGUACAGCUAAGGAUGGUAAAAGGUAUCGGCUCGACGGCAGUAAGAUGGUUGAAACUAAAUAUUAGAAGAAUAUUCGAUGAAAAGGCAUUAGUAGAGACCUUUCCGCACUCAUACUCUUUAUCUCACCAUUAUUAACUUAUGAUUGAUUGAUAUCUUUAAUCGCC